AUGAGUGAACCAAGGAAAGCUGGAGAUAUAAGAAAGGCCCCAACACCUCAAAACACCCCAUCUUCGAUGGCCAAUUCAUAUUUAUCAAAAAUUUCCACAAUUAAUAAAAUUGGUACCAUCAGUGAAGAAGAUUCAAAAUUAGGUAAAGAAUUAGCUAAUAAUCCUGCUUUAUUAUCAAUGAUCCAAGGUAAAUUAGGUAGUUUAAUUGGUCAACAAAGUGGAUAUGUUGAUGGUUUACCAAAGAAAGUUAAGAAUAGAGUUUAUGGAUUAAAAGCUAUUCAAUCAAAGCAAAUGAAAUUAGAAGCUGAAUUCCAAAAACAGUUAUUGGAAUUAGAAAAAAGUUUCUUUAAGAAAUAUGAACCAUUAUAUGAAAGAAGAAGUGAAAUCAUCAACGGUGUCACUGAACCAACCGCUAGUGAAAUCGAAGAAGGUGAAGCUUUAGAAUUAGAAGAUGAAGAUGAAGAAAUUAAAGAAAAGAUCACUGAAGAAAAAGAUGACGAAGAAGAAGAGGAAGAGGAAGAGGAAGAAGAUGAUGACGAAGAAGAUAAAGGUAUUCCAAAUUUCUGGUUAACUGCUUUAGAAAACUUAACUUCAGUCUCUGAUACUAUAACUGAUAGAGAUUGUGAAGUCUUGGAAUACUUAAAGAAUAUUAAAAUGGAAUAUUUAGAAACUCCAGGGUUCAAAUUGAUUUUCGAAUUCUCAUCUAAUCCAUUCUUUGAAAAUAAAGUUUUAACCAAAAGUUAUUACUAUCAAGCUGAAUUAGGAUAUUCAGGAGAUUUUGUUUAUGAUCAUGCCAAAGGAUGUGUUAUUGAAUGGAAAUCAAAAGAAUUUAAUGUAACAAUUAAUGUUGAAAGAAGAAAACAAAGAAAGAAAAAUACCAUGCAAACUAGAACUAUUGAAAAAUUAACACCAGCAGAAUCAUUUUUCAAUUUCUUUGAUCCACCAAAACCUCCAAAGAAUGAUAUCGAUGAAGAUGAUGAAGAAAAGGAAGAAAAAGAUGAAGAUGAUGAAGAUGAAGACGAAGAUGAAGAAGCUGAUUUAGCUGAAAGAUUAGAAUUGGACUACCAAUUAGGUGAAGAAAUUAAAGAUAGAUUAAUUCCAAGAGCAAUUGAUUGGUUUACUGGUGAUGCCGUCGGACUCGGAUAUGAAGAUUAUGAAGAAUUUGAAGAAAGUGAAGAAGAAGAUGAAGAUGAAGAAGACGAUGAUGAUGAAGGUGUUGAUGAAGAAGAAAAGAAACAACCACCCGAAUGUAAACAACAAUAA
This is a messenger RNA of Yamadazyma jaroonii, 1263 nucleotides long. The record is from the annotation of a GenBank genome assembly. NCBI's taxonomy places the organism in Eukaryota, Fungi, Ascomycota, Pichiomycetes, Serinales, Debaryomycetaceae.